CUGUGUCUGAUUAGGAUUCGGUGCUGACCAAAGGCCUUUGUUACAGUGUACAGACCACACAGCAAGCAGAGAAUGGGGGUGAAGGGACUCACCUGUUUCCCAUGGCACACCAGGCGCAAGGAGCGUGGCAAACUGGCAAAAUCUCCGAGUGCUGAAGGAACCCCAGGCCCGGGCGAAGUGCUGCGAAGGAGUAAGGGAAUCAGCGACGAUCCGAAACACUGCGCCUACUAUAGUCAGAAAGCUCACCUCUCCUUCCGGCAUGAACUGGAAUCGGCCACCUCAGUCAUUGACUCCACCAACUGAGCCCCCACCGUCCGCCUCCCAGAGAAAUCGACCCCGGCUCCCGGGGCAAAUCCCAGAUCAUCACGGCACUCUGGGUUUGGGGCGGGGGGGUGGGCGAGAGUGAAGGACAGGAGUCAGGCAACUUGCAAACAUAUCAUAUGGACUGAUAUAUUUGAUCCACUCCAUUAUCCUGAUGGGACUUUCUUUCACACCACUGACUUGUAGGUGG
Molecule: messenger RNA, 511 nt
Organism: Chiloscyllium plagiosum (whitespotted bambooshark)
Lineage: Eukaryota; Metazoa; Chordata; Chondrichthyes; Orectolobiformes; Hemiscylliidae
Source: RefSeq, a predicted model, not a curated record